Messenger RNA from Eriocheir sinensis (Chinese mitten crab), 2625 nucleotides. RefSeq lists its product as uncharacterized. The transcript has 7 exons. Bases 129 to 1391 code for a protein of 420 amino acids. The record is from RefSeq and is a predicted model, not a curated record. NCBI's taxonomy places the organism in Eukaryota, Metazoa, Arthropoda, Malacostraca, Decapoda, Varunidae.
UCUUGGCCUGAUUCCGCUCCACGCUGGCGCCUUCCCCUCCCGCCCCCUCCAUCCUGCUUCCUCGCCCUGCUUCCGCCCGCCGCAUUUCCUCAUCGAGGCGGGUAUAAAGCUCUCGAGAAGGGCAGGGGAUGGAGCGUGCAUCUCCGCCCCUGCUCUUGUCAGCCGUGAUCGAGGGAGUGUUGGACGUGACGACGGUGUACGCGAUAACCUUCGAGACCAGGACAAAGAGCCGCCCCGCAACGCUCUGCACCUCCUGCCAGGCCGCUGCCACACAGGAAACACAGCAGGCCAAGAGCCGGCCAGUUGCCACCAUCCGGCCGCUUCCAGCCGCCAAGGAAGAGGAAUCACAGCAACAGGAGUCAGAGUUUCCAGAAAUAUUCGGAAAAGAGGCAGAGUUCCCGGAAACUCUGGGAAAAGAGGAACCCGUCUUUACUAAGCAGUGGAAGGAGAACGAAGAGACUUGCAAGGAAACUUCUGACGAGAAAAAUAGCGAACGUCAAUUCGGUGAACAAAAAGAAGAUAAAGAAGUCUGCAGCGAGAAUACUGGCGAGAACGAUAGCGUCUGCGUCUUAAUUGAACAAAGCGAUAGCUGCGGCGAAGAGGAUACACGAGUAACCCAUCCACCGCCCCAGGAGCAUCCAGAAUACCGGACGUUAAUCCCACCCCUAACAUCACCCAACGCACCCUUGACCCAACCACCACAACCAUCCACUAAGGCAAAAACAACAGGACAAGUAAAGAGUCCUGAGCAGGAGUUUCGGGACCCGUGCAGCUGCCACCGCGACAAGAUCCGAGCAGUCUUUGGUAAGGGGAACGUGGCACCAAGAAAGAUGGAGGGCUACCAAAACGGAGAGUGUCAAGACGGCCAAGGUUGCGCGGAGGAUUACGGCAGAGACCUCAAGGGUGACCAGCACAAGGAGACGUGCAUCACCGAGUGUCUGGACGAGUUUCUGGAGGAACUACAACUGACUCACCUCGGCAACUACCUGCGGGUGCUGGGCUGCACGUGCGUCAGGGACCUCCGACUCCUGGAGGAACCGGAGCUAAACGCCAUUCAGCUCAUCUCUCGCCGCCGCCUUCUGAAACGCCUCGAGUCCCUGAGUCUCCACCACGAGGAGGCAAAUCAGGUCAAGAGGGAGGAGUGCAAGCAGUAUGAGCUACCUGUUCAGCAACCCCAAACACCUGAGACGCCGAGAAGAGAAAAUGAAGCACCCCCGGCGGAAUGCUCGCUGGAGGGUUGGCUCACCUGGUACGGUCUCACACACAUCUCCGGCUUCCUCUCUGCCAUCGGCGUACACUCCGUCGGCGACCUAAUUUACCUAAAGGAGGAAGACCUGGAGCUGCUCAAGCCAGUCACACGCAGAAGGAUCCUCAGUUGUUACCGGAAAUAAAGUUGUGCUCGAUCGUUUCAGGCCAGAAUAUCCUGCGUGUGUUGGUCCUUCAUCCUGUGCUGCGCCGGCCUCGCCUGCUGCCUGCUAUGGUUAUCCUGCCGGCUGCCAGAACACAUGGAUAUAUAUAUAGUUGUGUUGAAAGAGCCAGUGUAGAGCCCACUGUACUUUCAUGCCGCAUACCACCACCUCUAUCUACUAAUCCUGCUUCCCCAAUCCAUUUUUGGUGUCGCUUAGGCGUGCGAUCUACCGGUCUGCCGCCAUAUUUACAAUGCAGCGUGCAGUCUGCCUCAACUAUAGGAACCUUAUAGUGCAGGAUGAUGAAAAACAAGUUGAAUAGUGCUGAAUAAUGAUUUAUUAUUAUUUAGAAGAUUGUUUGUUCUUAAAAUUCACCUGCUUGUUUGUCCAUCAAAAUGACACGUCUAUAGAAAUCUUUCAACAGCAUUGUAGUUAUACAGCAGAAUGAGUUACACUGAUGUUAUCGACUUCAAUGUAAGGAGGAUGUUGACGUCGGUGUUUGUUGAUUGUCCUUUUAUAUAGACCAGUCAGGAGCACUCAGGUGACAAGACAACAUAGGCUGAGGUCUCCGGGGACAGGUCAGGCCAUUACAUAGCUUAGACUACGGUGACUGUGGUCAGGUCAUUACUCGGGUCAGGAACAAUCAGGUAACAAUGCUGCAUCAGAUGAGGUAUCGGGAGGUCAGGUCAUUAUGUAGUUUAGACUACAAAUAUUGGGCUAGACUUCAAAUACUGCCGUAGACCGCACGCUAAAGUAGCACCCCAUUUUUUUUUACCUCCAUCCGCCCCCCCCCCCCUCCCUCCCGCCACUCCCAUCCCUCCCUCGUUAAUCAAGCAGGUUUGAAAUAGCCAAGGUGUGUCCCGCUACCAUCAUUACUCUGCCUCCCCAGUUUACUGCCUGCCUCCACCUGCACCUCCACAAUUAUACCUACUCCUCUCUACUCAAGACUGUCUCCUCAUGCCUCAUACCUCCACCUCUGUCUACCUAACCUUGCUUCCCCAAUCCAUCCUCCCUUUGAUGGCCAGGCUGCGUCUACUCCACCGCCUAAUCACUACUUUACUCUGCUUCACUUUUCCAUCUCUUGCCCUCACCCGCGCCCGUCUCAUCCUUCCUCUACCUAAGUCUUUUUCAGAGCCAAGCUGUAUCUACCUGCUGUGGCUUGUAUACAUACAUAGUUUUAGUCAGCAUAGUAUAUUUUGAAUAAAGUGUGUGCAAGGAU